Messenger RNA from Fusarium vanettenii 77-13-4, 2220 nucleotides. RefSeq lists its product as uncharacterized. Bases 1 to 2220 code for a protein of 739 amino acids. NCBI's taxonomy places the organism in Eukaryota, Fungi, Ascomycota, Sordariomycetes, Hypocreales, Nectriaceae. The transcript has a single exon. The record is from RefSeq and is a predicted model, not a curated record.
AUGGAGCCCAACAUAGGCAACCAACCUGAAGGCGGCCUAUGCGAUCGUUGCAGAGGCCUGAAUCUGUCCCGAUACAAAUUCACAACCCAGGAGACGGCAACGGCUUCAUCUGCAACGAUUACAGGAGACUUUGACGCUGCCGGCUUGGACUCGGCGGAUUUGGGUUUUCUCGACGAAAUAUACCAAAAUCGCGUUACGUGCUCCUUUUGCCGGCUCCUAUACAAUGCCACCCACUCAAGCACCGGAUUCGGCAUCGGCUACGAUGGACUCAACGACCAGGGGAAGAGGAUUCGCUGUAGCAUGGAGUGGCAUCAUGAUUGCAGAGGUGGUGACUCCAUGCCGACUACACGGAGACUACGUGUCUUCAGUGAUGACACUGAGUUCACGGGGUUCUACGUUGUACCCAUCCUACCGUCCUCAACAGAGAAGGUAUCACUUCUGGGUAAGUUGAAGGAUUGUGAUGCUGUGGACUAUCAACUUCUUUCAAGCUGGCACGAGGUAUGCUCAGCCACUCAUGAGAGCUGUCAAGAGCACCAAAAGAAAGGCUCGUAUCCCUUCAAGCAUCCUAUACGACUUAUCGACGUCAAUACCAUGCGUCUUUGCGAAGUAGACAUGAAAGUCUCUCCCGUCAAAUACGCCGCAUUGAGUUACGUCUGGGGCGGGGCGAUACCUAUGGAUCCCCGCCAAAGUUCACUACUCCGAAGGUCAAAUUUGCAAGACCUGGUCGAAAGAGUUCCCGAGGAGUCGUUACCUAGGACCGUACAGGAUGCUAUCACUGUUGUCCGCGAACUCGGACUCGGCUAUCUUUGGGUCGAUGCAUUCUGCAUCAUUCAGGAUGAUAUGAAAGACAAAGACCAGCAGCUCGCAUCCAUGUCGCAGAUCUACCAGCAGGCGACACUGUCCGUAUGUGCCGCAUACGGGGCCGACUCGGGCGCCGGAAUUCCGGGCGUCUCUUUGCCGCCUGGGGGUCAGAAUGUUGAAUUGUACAAGGAAAUACCGCUUACCACGCUGGUGCCAGUCGCGACCAUCGUCGGCACGAGUGUGUGGGACUCCAGGGCCUGGACAUUCCAGGAGCGUCUUCUUUCGACAAGGUGUGCUAUCUUCACCGCUUACGGGAUGAUCUGGCAGUGUCCGACCACCACUUGGCGCGAAGAUAUCGAGUCCUCUCUGAGCAGGCCGGCAUGGACCUUGGAUUCAGUUGCGUCGCCGCUACAGGCACUCCAGGGGAACCCUCUACGCAGCUACAUCAACUGUGUCAACAUCUAUUCCGGUCGCCUGCUCACGUUCCUUGGGGACAAACUGGUGGCCUUUACCGGCCUCACUCAGAUUCUCAGCCGAGGGCUCUCAUCAAAGAUUGAAUAUGGCAUGCCACUGCGGUAUCUCGACUGGGCCCUUUUGUGGGAGCCUGAGUCCACCGGCAAGCGGAUCACGGCAAGUGAGGACGUCGGGCUGGUGAGCUGGUCUUGGUGUGGAUGGGAGCAAAAGGUCAACUGGAGAUUCUCAACAAUCGAAGGGACGUUAUUCAACCUGCACAACUGGUUGACGGAGCAUACCUGGAUCGUGUGGUAUCUUGGAGAUGGUGAGAAGUGGAAUCUGGCCUGGGAUAUGAAGGAGUGUAUAGCCUCAUCAGCGUCGCUCAGUCGCUGGGACGGCUAUUGUUCUGGAUCCCAUGACGAGUACGGAAGAUCUGGAGAGGUCAUUCGACUUCGGGACAAGCGCAGGCUCAACACCGACAGGACUAGCGAGAAGGGUGACGUGAGGUGCCUUGCAGUGUUCAACUGGAUUCGACCCGGCAAAGGGUUUCUACUAUUCCAGACAUUUACCAGCUGGUUCGCACUUUCACGCAAGAGCCACUCUAAACAAACAGACAUGGGCAACGGCUUGUACCGCUUCGGCCUCACCGACAAGUUGGGAGAUUGGUGUGGGACAGUGAUCCUGGACAAGGAGUGGUUCAACAGUGUUGGCGGCUUAUUUGAGUUUGCUGCCAUUUCCGAUGCUAAGGAGUUUAACUUUGAGGAGCUCGAUACAUGGAAUUACUAUAUACCUGAAGAGAGGCAGCAGGCUGAGUGGUAUUGUUUCUACGCUCUGAUGUUGAGCUGGAAGGAGGGCAUCAAUGGAGAAACUGUGGCCGAGAGGGUUGGGUUAGCCAAGAUCUAUCAGUCUUCGUUUUUCAGCAGGUCCUUUAAGCCGUGCUCUUGGAGGUCUAUAGUGUUAGGGUGA